AUGCCUGUUGUAGAAGUACCUUCUGAGGUUCGUGAAAAUUUUAAACAUCUAGUUUUAGCAGACAAACAGUUCGACAAACCCACUAAUAUAGACAUGCUGCUGGGCGCAGAGCUAUUCCAUAAAAUUUAUGAUGGCCAACACCUAGAGAUAGGUCCUGGUUUACCAGUCGCUCUACAUAGUGUCUUUGGGUGGGUGCUCACUGGCAAAAUUGAUCACAGCUGUCACCCUCCACCUAUGGUUUCUUCCCUCGUUACUUCCACCCGGCUUUUGAAUGACGUGGUCAAGCGUUUUUGGGAGGUCGAAGAACCACCGAAAACAUUUAUAUCGAACCCCGAAGACGUUAAAUGCGAAGAACUCUACCGUGAGGUUUACGUGACACAAGAGUAG
Parnassius mnemosyne (clouded apollo) is the source of this 387-nucleotide messenger RNA. The record is from the annotation of a GenBank genome assembly. NCBI's taxonomy places the organism in Eukaryota, Metazoa, Arthropoda, Insecta, Lepidoptera, Papilionidae.